GGGUGCUCACGGGCUCCUGAGCGCAGCGGAAUUCAGAACUGCGGGGCGAGGCUGCCGCCCAGUGUUGAUGUCACACAGCUCGGCCCAAUGAGCACAGACGCCAAGCUGGCCAGUGGCUGUCCAUUCUGCUGCUCCGGGGGUGCCGUGAGCUCUCCAAAUGGACACCUUAGCCGCUCCCCCGAGGACAGAAUUUCCUUUCUCGAGUGGAAGGCGUGAGGAAUUCCCGAUAAGAUGUGCUGCUCCUGGAAGUUUGUUUUAAUUGUGUGCUUUCUUUCCUGCUGGCUUCCAUCCUGCAGUGGCGACCUGGACAGUAAAACUUCUGAAGUCCUCUCCGUAGCCAUGAUCAGCAUUGGCGCCGGCAUCCUGCUGGCCCUGCUCGCGCUGUUAGGUGUCAUCAGCUGUCUUUACUUCAAAGUGGCCAAGGCAUUGAAAGUUUCAAAACCACCUUUUUGUUUGGCCUUAAAAAAUCAUCCAUCCGUGGUCACCCAGGACAAGAUCACCGCGGCCCCAUCCAUCACCACCGGCUGCUACCCCAACCUCCAGUUCUGUGAGGAGUGCCCCUUGUUCACCGACUUCGACUGCCUGCCGCCAUGCUUCUGCGAUGUGAACGAGGGCCUCUGACUCAGGUGGGCACGGAUCCUUCAGGAGCCAUCUUUCCUUCUUAGUAGCAUGUUUUAUUAUUCAGGUCAAGUUUUGUAGUGUGUAUAUUAUGUACUGUGUAACGUAUUUAUGUGCUUUUGAAUAAAUGCAGUAUUGAAACAA
Messenger RNA from Myotis davidii, 762 nucleotides. Its product is annotated as protein FAM24B. The transcript has 3 exons. The coding region runs from base 232 to 621 and encodes 129 amino acids. NCBI's taxonomy places the organism in Eukaryota, Metazoa, Chordata, Mammalia, Chiroptera, Vespertilionidae. The record is from RefSeq and is a predicted model, not a curated record.